Molecule: messenger RNA, 1886 nt
Organism: Dermochelys coriacea (leatherback sea turtle)
Lineage: Eukaryota; Metazoa; Chordata; Testudines; Dermochelyidae
Gene: NPR3
Product: natriuretic peptide receptor 3
Exons: 8
Coding region: 328-1881 (517 amino acids)
Biological process (GO): regulation of blood pressure; vasodilation
Cellular component (GO): membrane
Molecular function (GO): peptide hormone binding; natriuretic peptide receptor activity
Source: RefSeq, a predicted model, not a curated record
CGUUGGCUCCCACACUAUUUAAACAGAGGGCUAUAGACCGGCGAGGAUCCAUAAGAUCAGCCAGGAGGCAGAGCGUGGGGGAGGAAGAUGCCCCACCAAUAAUAAGUUGCUGGGACAGUUAGUUAACCUGCCAAACACCCUAAAAAAUCAGCCACCCAACAACCGAGAGAAAACCAGCAGCUCCUUCUAACCCCACGGGCUACUGAUCUCUGUAUUAAAGUGUGCAGGGGGAGGAGGUUGGUAGCACUUUCUUGUUCUGUGCAGGGCACCCAGGGGGACUCGGAGACAGCGGCGAGAGGGGGGAGGGAGCUCACUGCUAUUGAAACAAUGCCAUCCUUCUUCUUACUUAGCGUCCCCUGCAUCCUGGUGGCUUGGAUGCUGCUGGCAAGCAGCGGCAGCAGCAGCCCCGACGAGGAGAAGCUGGUCACGGUCCUGGUGCUGCUGCCCAAGGACAACUCUUACCUGUUCUCCCUGGCCAGGGUCACGCCCGCCAUCGAGUACGCCGUGCGGAGCCUGCAGGAGAACGGGACCUGCCUGCCGGGCUACCGCUUCGAGCUCAUCUACGAGGACUCCGAGUGCGGCAACCGGGCGCUCUUCAGCCUGGUGGACCUGGUGGCCCUGAAGCAGCAGAAACCGGACCUGCUGCUGGGGCCCGUCUGCGAGUACGCGGCUGCCCCGGUGGCCCGGCUGGCCUCCCACUGGAACCUGCCCAUGAUCUCGGCUGGGGCGCUGGCCACCGGCUUCAGCACCCGGACGGGCGAGUUCUCGCACCUGACCCGGGUCUCGCCCGCCUACUCCAAGAUGGGCGAGAUGUUCCUGGCCCUGUUCCGGCACCACAAGUGGAGCCGGGCCACCCUGCUCUACAGCGACAACAACCAGGAGCGCAACUGCUACUUCACCAUGGAGGGGGUGCAUGUGGUCUUCCAGGAGGAGGCGUUCCCCAUGGCCGUGCACAGCUUCGACGAGAGCGGCCGGUACUUGGACCUGGAUGAGAUCGUGCGCGCCAUCCAGGCUGGGGAGCGAGUUGUAAUAAUGUGUGCCAGCAGUGACACAAUAAGGAACAUCAUGCUAGCUGCUCAUCGACAAGGAAUGACCAAUGGGGACUAUGCUUUCUUCAAUAUUGAACUCUUCAACAGCUCGUCAUAUGGAAAUGGCUCGUGGAAGAGAGGAGACAAACACGACCUUGAAGCAAAGCAAGCCUACUCAUCCCUCCAAACAGUCACUCUACUGAGGACAGUGAAACCUGAGUUUGAGAGGUUUUCCAUGGAAGUGAAAAGUUCCGUUCAGAAACAAGGUCUGAACGAGGAUGAUUACGUUAACAUGUUUGUGGAAGGAUUCCAUGAUGCCAUUCUUCUCUAUGCUCUGGCUUUGCGUGAAGUCCUAAAAUAUGGCUUUAGCAAGAAGGAUGGGGAUAAAAUUGUUCAUCAGACACGGAACAGGACAUAUGAAGGCAUUGCAGGGCAGGUAUCCAUCGAUGCCAAUGGAGACCGAUAUGGGGAUUUCUCAGUGAUUGCAAUGACCAACCCAGAAGCAGGCACACAGGAGGUGAUUGGGGACUACUAUGGAAAGCAAGGGCGUUUUGAAAUUCGAUCAAACGUGAAGUAUCCUUGGGGUCCUGGCAAGCUGAGAAUAGAUGAAAACAGAGUUUUAGAGCACACGAACAAUACGCCUUGUAAAUCAUCAGGUGGCCUAGGAGAGUCAGCAGUUACAGGGAUCGUAGUGGGCGCCUUACUUGGAGCAGGAUUACUAAUGGCUUUCUACUUUUUCAGAAAGAAAUACAGAAUAACUAUUGAGAGACGAAGUCAACAGGAAGAGUAUAAUGUGGGCAAGCAUCGGCAGUUACGUGAAGACUCCAUUAGAUCUCAUUUUUCUGCCGCAUAAAGAAG